GGGAAGGAGGAGGAAGAGGAGUGAAAGUUGAAAAGUACCUACCGAAGCCCGGGUGGGUGUACGUACGUACAUGUAUGGAUGUAUAAAAGUGAAAUAAUCCCCAAUUUCAUUCAUCAAACCACAUAUAAAAAAACCUAAAACAACAAAUCGGAUCGGAGUUUCUUUCGAUGGAAGACGACGAAGGAGGUAGAAUCAAAGCUCAAGUGGAAGAAGGGGGGAAGCAGGAAGAAGAAGAUCUUCUUGUUGAGAAUCAAAGCAGCUCUGCCUCCUCAGCAGCAACUGCUGCUUCUUCUGCCUUGAAAGGGAAGCGCCCACUUGUUGAGAAUCCAAGUUCUGCCUCAGCACCUGCUGCUUCUGGUACCAAAUCUCAAGUGGAAGAAGGAGCCAAGCGCCCAUGUCUGGAUGAGGAGACAACCAAGCCCAAUCAUACUGUGAUGGAUGAGACAGAGGAUGAGGAGGAGGAAGAACUGAUUGAUUAUGGGGAACCUAGGAUGAAGGACGGAGGCUAUUACCUCCGCUUUGAGGCAGAUCGAGCAAUUAUCGUGGGAGAACGUCCUGAGCCCGUUGUGAGGAGCUUGGGGCGUCCUCCUCCAAACGUGCUCACCUUUAAAAGGAUGCAGCGGAGAUUGGCUGAAACUGGAUUAGGAUAUCUUCACCCUGACGAUCCCCUCGGGAAGAUUCCGUGGAAUCCGUUCCCGUUCCCUGUAGGAAAGGGUGGUUUCUCUUUUUAUGGUUCUGACACAUAAGCUUGAUCAAGUGCCCUCCCUGUUGGAAAUGGAUCCAGGAAACCAGCAACUGAUGCUCUGCUUAUAUCAACUUAUUUAGUAUCACCAUAUGAGAUACGAAUAUUCUUAAGUUUAUGUGAAACAUUCUUUUUAUUUUGCUUUA
Messenger RNA from Helianthus annuus (common sunflower), 888 nucleotides. RefSeq lists its product as uncharacterized. The transcript has 7 exons. NCBI's taxonomy places the organism in Eukaryota, Viridiplantae, Streptophyta, Magnoliopsida, Asterales, Asteraceae. Bases 168 to 746 code for a protein of 192 amino acids. The record is from RefSeq and is a predicted model, not a curated record.